UGUGCCUGGCCUUGUCAGGAAAGGCACUGACUCUCUGUCCUGCUCUUCUUCUAGGUGUCCUCUUCGUCCCUCGAGACAGCUGCCACCAAGCCUGCUGCCAGCGAGCCACGGCACCGGGCGGCCAGCACCGGGGAGAGGAGCCCAGGGACGGGGGGAAACACUGCCCAGGACAUCAUCCAGAGAACGGGUUUGGAUGUGGAGAGCCUGGACGCUGGAGCUACAAGCAUGAGCCAUGAGCCGAAGUCACCGUCCCUAGGAAUGCUCUCCACUGCCACCCGCACCACUGCCACCGUCAGCCCCCUCACCCCUUCCCCCCUCAAUGGCUCCCUGGUCCCCAAUGGCAGCCCAGCAGCCAGCACCACUUUGUCUGUCCAGGCAGCACCUUCCUCCAGCUUCGCCGCAGCCCUCCGCAAGCUCGCCAAGCAGGCUGAGGAACCCAGAGGUUCCUCACUGAGCAGUGAGUCGUCCCCCGUGUCCUCACCUGCCACCAACCACAGCUCCCCUGCCAGCACCCCCAAACGUGGCCCCAUGGGGCCCAUCAUCGUGCCACCGGGGGGGCACAGUGUGCCCAGCACCCCCCCUGUUGUCACCAUUGCCCCCACCAAGACGGUCAAUGGGGUCUGGAGGAGUGAGGGCAGACAGCAGGAAGCGGGGUCCCGGGGCAGCAGCAGCAGCAGCGGCCGUGAGCGCCUCAUCUCAGAGCCCCCCCUGGGGCAGGAGAAAGCUGGGGGUCCCACUGUCCCCUCCCACCUCCUGGGGACACCCUACUCCUUUGGGCUGCCCCCCAGCUCUGUCGUCCAGGACUCCCGUUUCCCACCCCUCAACCUCCAGAGACCCGUCCACCACGUGGUCCCUCCCAGUGCUGUCACCGAGGAUUAUUUGAGGAGUUUCCGUCCCUACCACACGGCCGAGGACCUCAGGAUGUCCUCCCUGCCACCCCUGGGCCUCGACCCAGCCACCGCUGCUGCUUAUUAUCACCCCAGCUACCUGACCCAUCACCCCUUCCCACACCCAGCAUUCAGGAUGGAUGAAUCCUACUGCCUCUCGGCACUGCGCUCCCCCUUCUACCCCCUGCCAGCCCCGGGCUCACUGCCCCCCCUGCACCCCUCGGCCAUGCACCUGCACCUCUCGGGGGUCCGGUACCCCCCCGAGCUCUCCCACUCCUCCCUCUCUGCCCUCCAGUCCGAGCGCAUCUCCAGCCUCGCCGCCGAGAGGCUGCAAAUGGACGAGGAGCUGAGGCAACGGGAGCGGGAGCGGGAGAAGGAAAGGGAGCGAGAAGCCGACCGGGAACGGGAGAAGGAACGGGAACGGGAGAGGGAAAGGGAGAAAGAGCUAGAACGGGAACGGGAGAAGGAACGGGAGCUGGAGAGACAGAGGGAGAGAGCCCGGGAGAAGGAGCUCAGCAUGGUGAAAGCCAUGGAGGGGCCGUUCCUCCCCGUGGCUGAGCUGCACGGGCUGCGGGGGCACCCGGUGGAGGAGAGGGGAAAACCAGCCCUGCCCGAGCCUCUGGCACCCGGCAGACCAGAGAAACUCAAGGACUCGGUGCUGCCCACUCCAAAACCCAUCCAGCACCCUCUGCACCCACCUCCCGCCUCCCACCACCCUGUCCCCAGCCUGAUCCCCAACCACAGCGUUUUCCCCUUGCCGGGGAGCAGUGCAGCCACAGCUCUGCUCAUCCACCGCACCAACGAGGAGGAGAAGUGGCUGGCUCGCCAGCGCCGCCUGCGCCAGGAGAAGGAGGAUCGCCAGUCCCAGGUCUCCGAGUUCCGGCAGCAAGUCCUGGAGCAGCACCUGGAGAUGGGACGGACCCCCAGCCAACCCGAGCCUGAGCAUCGCCCCGAGCACCCCAGGUCGAGCUCCAGCCGGCACGAGCCGAGUGGGCGGGAGCCAGGGCAGCACUUCAGUGGUCCCCCUCCCCUCAUCUCCCCCAAACCCCAUCCCCACCCCGUCCCCACCUCCCUCUGGAACCCCGUCUCCUUGAUGGAAAGUCCUCCCGACCCUCCCCGCCGGCUCCCCGAGCCCCACAUCCUCCACAGCCACCCGGCCCCCUUCGAGCCCAGCCGUCUGGUGAAGGUGGAGAGGGUCUUCUGCUCCGAGAAGCUGGAGGAAGGCUUGAGGAAGAGGGACCCUCUGGAAAAAUACCCCCCCCCGGGACGAGAGCCGGGUGCUCCGGAGCACGGGGGCUUCACCCACGCUCCCUUUUUAACCGAGCUGGAGAAAUCCACGCAGAGCAUCUUGAGCCAACAGAGACCUCAGGCCCCUUCUUUCACUGAGGCCACCAAAGCCACCUCACCCUACUGUCCCCAACCCCAACCUCGAGCCCAGGACCCGAUGUACAUCUACGAUGAGUUCGUGCAGCAGCACCGCAGGUUGGUCAGCAAACUGGACCUGGAGGAACGCCGGCGCCGAGAGGCUCGAGAGAAGGGUUAUUAUUAUGACCUGGAUGACUCCUGUGAUGACAGUGACGAGGAGGAGGUGCGGGCUCACCUCCGCUGCGUGGCUGAGCAGCCCCCCCUGAAGCUGGACACGUCCUCUGAGAAGCUGGAGUUCCUGCAGCUCUUCGGGCUGACCACGCAGCAGCAGAAGGAGGAGCUGCUGAGCCAGAAGCGGCGCAAGAGGCGGCGGAUGCUGCGGGAGAGGAGCCCCUCACCACCACCCCCCCAGAACAAACGCCGCACCCCCUCCCCACGCCUCCCCCUCUCCACCCGCUACAGCCCCGACGAGAUGAACAACAGCCCCAACUUUGAGGAGAAAAAACGUUUCCUCACCAUCUUCAACCUCACCCACAUCAGCGCCGAGAAGAGGAAAGCUUCCCAUGCUGCAGACAAGGAGAAGCUGGUGGAGAUGCUCCAAGCCAUGAAGCAGAAGCCCACGCCAGCUGCUGUGGUGGUGAAGAGCUCCCCACGGGACAGCCCCAGUGGCCCCACCACUGAGCUUCCAGUGCCUCCUCUCCUGCUGGAUCCAGAUAAACCCCUGGGCAUCGCUGUCUCUGUACCAGAGCCCCAGAAGACGGCAGAGCUGGGCAGGUUGGAGCAGCUGAGAGCCCAGGAGCUCCCAAGGGUGAAGGAACCAGGCAGCACCCCAGGGGAGAAACCCCGUCUGGGUGAUGGGCACCCCGGGAAGAAGGCACUCAGCAUCCUUGGCUACGUCAGGGGUCCCCUGCCCAGCAAGGACAUCCCAGUGCCACUGUCCCACAGCAUGAAUGGGAAGAGCAAACCUUGGGAACCCUUCAUUGCUGAGGAGUUUGCCCAUCAGUUCCACGAGUCUGUGCUGCAGUCCACCCAGAAGGCCUUGCAGAAGCAUAAAGGGGGGACGUCGGAGCAGAACCACAAACUCGAUGCCUCCAUCCACUACAACAUCCCUGAGCUGCAGACCCCCAGUCGCCUGGCUGCACCCCCCCCCCAGAAUGGCACCAGCUCCGAGGGGCUGCUGCCCCCCCGGGGGAUGCCCCCCCUGCCCCGGGACUCAGCCUCCGAGGAGGAGGAAGAGGAGGAGGAAGAGGAAGAGGGGGAAGAAGAGGAGGACUACCCCAGGCCCAAGUGGCAAGGAAUCGAGGCAAUUUUUGAAGCUUACCAGGAACAUAUAGAAGAACAAAACCUGGAGCGCCAAGUGCUGCAGACCCAGUGCCGGCGGCUGGAAGCUCAGCACUACAGCCUGAGCCUGACAGCAGAGCAGCUUUCCCACAGCAUGGCAGAGCUGAGGAACCAGAAGCAGAAGAUGGUGUCAGAACGGGAGAGGCUGCAGGCAGAGCUGGAUCACCUGCGGAAGUGCCUUGCCCUGCCUGCCCUCCAGUGGUCCAGGGGGUAUUUUAAGGGGUAUCCCAGGUGACCCUCCUUGGGCCAGGCCCACCACAAUAGUCUAGAAAUAAUAAUAAUAAUAAUAAUAAUUAAUAAUAAUAUCUAUUUUAUUACCUUGAAUAUUUAAUAUUUUUCACACUCGGGAAGGUUUGAAGC
Messenger RNA from Calypte anna (Anna's hummingbird), 3953 nucleotides. It is a transcript of the gene GSE1, whose product is annotated as Gse1 coiled-coil protein. The transcript is spliced from 16 exons. Bases 226 to 3828 code for a protein of 1200 amino acids. Lineage: Eukaryota; Metazoa; Chordata; Aves; Apodiformes; Trochilidae. The record is from RefSeq and is a predicted model, not a curated record.